CUUGCUUUCGGCUCUCGGGCCACGGAAAUCCGCUGUCAUUUAGGCGCGCCAUCCCCGCUGUACUGGGAAAAGGGUGCAUCCUCGGCGGCGAUCCAUCUCAGUCCUUGCCUCCCUCUCCAUUUUGUCUAAAUGCCCUCCUUUAUUGAGCAUUUUUCCAAUUUGCCUUUGCAUCUUUCUUGAAGCAAAUCCGUCGCCAUCGGCAGAAAGUCCUCUGUUCAGUCUUUCUUACCCCCACGAAUUCCAAGACAGGCUUCAGUUACCCCACACUUCUGUACCUGCAGGCCAUUCAGCAGCUCCGUCGCUCGCGAUUGCAUUGCGCUCCCAAGACAUUUUGGAUAGCUAUUUAUCAUUUCAGUAUCUUUAACGAGCCAUCUGAAGUUGGUCUGCACUCGGCAGACCCCACGAAUACGCCAUGUUUGUCCUACCACCACCUCCCAGAUACCCUUCCCAAGCUGCGUAUAAUCUUGCUGUGGCCAAUGGACAAGCUGCGCCCAUGAUUGAAACCAACAAUAUCUUGACGCACCCUACGGGGCCAGAAUACCAGCUGGUGGUGGGCGAAGGCACAUAUAUUCUCAAGGAGGAUCUCCACCUAGCAACCCCCCCACCACACCCCUCUGAAGCUCCAGUCAUCAAUCCGAAUCCUCUUGCGACCACUCCUCAGCCGGCUACAGCAGGAACCAAACUCUCAUUGUUGUCGUUUAGUUCCCGGAGUUCAGCCCCACUCCUUUACAAGGUUGAUACUAACAGGAGUAUAAGAUCCGGGGGUCUUCAAAGCAGUAUACAGGAGCAUCCCAGUGAAGGGCGGCCGUCUGGCGACUUGGUCCCUGGAAGCAGUGAUGGGGGAGGGACAUCAAUGACUGGCAGUGCGAGGGCACCCCUCUCAAUCGGUUCCGCUCCAGCAUUCGGGGAAGGCAAUUCUAUGCUUUCUGCUCCGGCGACAAGCAAAGAUGCAGGAAAGCGGCGCAAACCCAAAAACAACAUCGCCAAGAGCAAUUCGUCAUUCAUAUCAAGGUGCAUAGUGCACGAGAACUUGACAAAAAGGCUACAAGAUAGACCGGCAGAUGGUUAUUUUGCCUUUGCGAACAUAAAUCGUGCUUUCCAAUGGCUUGACCUGUCAUCCCCUCAAAAGGCAGAACAUCUCACCAAGAUCCUGUUCACUAAAGGGCAUUGUCUUUGUCAUGAUAUAAACCAAUCCACUAAAGCGUCAAAUCAUAUUGAUCUUAUCAUGGGGUUUUCUACUGGAGAAAUCAUUUGGUUUGAACCCAUAAGUCAGAAAUACACACGCUUGAACAAAAAUGGAAUAAUUAACGCUACUCCUGUCUCCGAGAUUCGUUGGAUACCAGGAUCUGAGAACCUAUUUCUCGCUGCACAUAUGGAUGGGUCUCUGGUCGUAUAUGACAAAGAGAAAGAUGAUGCUGCAUUUUUACCAGAAGAGAAUGGCACACAUACGAAUGGAGAUUCGGAGAAGAGUAACGGAAGCGGGGAACACUCGGCGAAGCUUCAUGUGGACAAAUCUGUCCACUCCAAAAAUCAGAAGUUCAAUCCUAUCUCCUUCUGGAAGUUAUCAAACCAGCGCAUCAAUGCCUUCGCCUUCUCUCCAGACAACCGACAUUUGGCUGUAGUUUCCGAGGAUGGAACGCUGCGCAUCAUCGACUAUCUCAAGGAACAACUCUUGGAUCUUUAUGCGAGUUACUACGGUGGCUUCCUGUGUGUCUGCUGGUCACCAGAUGGCAAGUAUGUCCUCACCGGUGGUCAGGAUGACCUAGUCUCUAUCUGGUCCGUUGCCGAGUCUACAAUCGUUGCACGUUGCCAAGGUCAUCAAUCCUGGGUUACUGCUGUUUGCUUUGAUCCGUGGCGUUGCGAUGACCGAAACUAUCGCUUCGGGAGCGUUGGUGAAGAUUGCCGACUCCUGCUUUGGGAUUUUAGUGUAGGGAUGCUUCAUCGUCCAAAAGCAUCUUCUGUGAGGCAAAGGGGAAGCAUAUCGUCACGUUUCGCGAGUCCACUACAAAGAGCGGAGACACAGACUACCUCGGCAAGCAGGCUGAGGUCAAACUCCAGCCCCUCUUAUGAGAGUGAUGAGGAUCACACAGUUGAGCACCCUGUCGAACCGAGGGCUACAACAGCUAUGCUGCCACCAGUUAUGUCCAAAGUCAUAGACGCAGACCCACUAUGCUGGGUGGAGUUCACGGAGGAAUCUAUCAUUACAAGCUGUAAGAGUGGCCACAUUCGCACAUGGGACCGGCCUCGAGAUACUACCGGCAGUAAGAGCGAUACUACGUUAGCAUCUGCCUGAGCGCAAGAACUUACUUGUCUAGUCUCAUAAGAACGCAAAAUAUUUGCGAAACGAUGAAGGAUGCAAGAUGAUGAAGGAGGCAAUGCUUUCGUAUACCUUCAAAAGCACGUCCUGCAUAUUCGGUCUUGAUAUUUAUCGUAUGCCUUGUAGGCAAGGGCAUGAAUUCAUUCAGUUACGAGACGAUACAAACUCCAACCGUGUGACCUGUUGUGGUUCUGAGGCUUUAUUUCUGUUCAGCUUCUCUGGUAUGAAAGAAUAGCUCAACAGUCGGUAGAUGAGACUCAUCGCUCGCAGAGUAUAAACUCGUCUCACAAUUUCCGUCAAUGUGUGUUGCUUGUUUAGACACUCG
This is a messenger RNA of Hyaloscypha bicolor E, 2642 nucleotides long. Its product is annotated as catabolite repression protein-like protein creC. The coding region runs from base 413 to 2293 and encodes 626 amino acids. Gene Ontology annotation, biological process: carbon catabolite repression of transcription. Gene Ontology annotation, cellular component: cell tip; nucleus; cell division site. The record is from RefSeq and is a predicted model, not a curated record. The transcript has 9 exons. Gene Ontology annotation, molecular function: protein binding. Lineage: Eukaryota; Fungi; Ascomycota; Leotiomycetes; Helotiales; Hyaloscyphaceae.